This is a messenger RNA of Rotaria socialis, 2031 nucleotides long. The record is from the annotation of a GenBank genome assembly. Lineage: Eukaryota; Metazoa; Rotifera; Eurotatoria; Philodinida; Philodinidae.
AUGAUGUAUAGUCUAGGACGUCCUCAUUCUGAUGUUGAGUCGAUAUUAUCAGAAACAUCAGAUGUUACAUCUAGAGCAACAACAUUACCUGAUACUUGGAGUGAUGUUAAGAGUGAUGCAACGUUAGAAUAUCAAUCAAGUAUAAAUGGCUUAGAUUCAUUGGAUAUCCCACCUUUAUCAGAAGAUGAUCAUUCUUCGAUUCCAUCAAGUACGGCUGCAAGUGUCAGUACUGUUGUUGAUCAGAAAAUGGACAAAGAUCGAACAAAUAAUAAUAAUGAAUCUAAUGAAACUAAUAUUCAAAAUCAACAGCAAACAUGGUCUAAUCCGUAUUGGAACUCAAAUGGGAAUUCACAAGCAUCAGUAACUCAGUUACCAACGAACAAAAUCAAAGUCAAUGCUAAUAUUGAAGAUUCGUCAUCACCAAUACACAUUCAACAGCUCAUUCCUGGCUCAAUAUUAAUUAAUGAUGAAGGUGAAAUUGAUGAUUUAUCAUGGAAACAAAAUGCACAUCUGAAAUCCAGUACAUCCGAUAAUUCAUUUAAUCCUGGUGGUAAAUAUGUAGCAGAUGAUAGUGGUGGUCCUGGCGGUUAUCUUGCACCGACACAUAUGCAACGUCGUAUUGUAACAUCGUCACCUGGAUUGUCUGCGCAUCCUGAAAGUCAGUUUGGCUAUAAACGUUCGAGUUCAUCAUCAGAUGCUAGUAUUCAAAGUCGACCUACGCUAAGUCGGCAACAAACUUUUCCAGACAGUACAAACAAUGAUAUCCAACCGUGGAUUAAUCCAUAUUGGCCAAAAACAAAUCAAACUAAUUCUGAAGCUAUACAAAAUGACCAUAGUAGUGCAAAAGAAAAUUCAUUGAUCAAUCCAAAUUUUAGUGCAAAAACUUAUGAAGCAUCAACAUCAUUCACUGAAAGUAAUAAAUCUAACAUUUCAAUGACACCAGUAAAAGGAAAUCAACAAUGGAAUAAUCCAUAUUGGAAAAAUAAAAAUGCAUCUGAUCUGGGCGCCAAUGUUAGUUCAAUGGACACAUUGUCGUCUGUCGAACAUGACAGCGCAUCGAUUCCAUCAUUUUAUGAACGUGUCUAUCCUCCUAGUACACCAUUGCCUGCUCAAAUGUCAACAAUCAAUAAUGAACCUGAAACGAACGUUCCAAAUGAAAAAACAAAUCAAAAUAUAAAUGACGACGAAGAUACAUCAUAUACAAUUGACAAUAAAGGCAUAGCACACUAUCUUCCAGAGUUAUCUUCACCUAUGAUUCCAAACAAAGCAGUUGACUUUACUUCUUUAUCGACAAGUUCGCAAUAUCCAAGUAUCCCUCCUGGCGCACGCAGUAGUCUAUCACCCAUAGCAACAACUAAUAAUAUACCACUUACACAAAUCGAUAGCUAUUUAUCUCUUUCUAAUCCAAAUAAUAUAAAGUCGCCACAGUUGACAAGCUCAAAUAGCGAGCAAUUCUCUUUGUUAAAUGCUUUUUCAUCAUCAGCUUCUGUUGCGACAGCUGUUCUUACUGAAGAAGAUCUGAACAAUAUUCAUCAUGCUCUUCAUUUACUGGAAACUAAUCCAAACGCAGUAUCCAUCAUGGUCUCUCCUGCACAAGUAUCGCUACAAAAUACUAACAAUCCUAAUAAACCAUUUUCAUCGUUAGAUUCUUUGUUUAAUUUAAACAAAGAACAUCAAUCUCAACAGCAGCAGUCACCACAAGCACCACCAUCGUUCCUAGGAAAUAUACAACCUAGCGCACCAUCGUAUCCAUACAAUUCUAGUUCACAGCACGUACAGCCACCAUCACUAUCAUUUCCAGGAAAUUUACAACCUAGUACUCCAUCGUAUCCACAGAAUUCUAAUACACAACAAAUACAGUCAGCACAGUCAGUUUCGUCAUCAUUGCCAGAAAAUAUUCAAAGCAAUACUCCAUUGUACUCAUACAAUACCACCUCUCAGCAAUCACCAUUGUUCUCUACGUUCAGUUAUCCCUCAAAUUCAAAAGACACUUUAACUGAUUCGACUGCAAAAGGAGUCAUUCUUAUUUAA